Lachancea dasiensis is the source of this 351-nucleotide messenger RNA. The record is from the annotation of a GenBank genome assembly. NCBI's taxonomy places the organism in Eukaryota, Fungi, Ascomycota, Saccharomycetes, Saccharomycetales, Saccharomycetaceae.
AUGCAAUUCUCUACCGCCGCCGCUGUUGCCACCGUCUCCGCCGUUGUCGCCGCCCAAAACACCACCACCGUCGACAUGGAGUCCACCACCUUGGUGACCAUCACCUCUUGCGAGUCCCACGCUUGCUCCGAGUCCGUGUCCCCAGCUUUGGUGUCCACCGCCACCGUCACCGUUAACGACGUUGUCACCCAGUACACCACCUGGUGCCCAUUGUCCACCACUGCUGCCUCCAACGCCACCUCCUCUGCCGCCAGCUCCACUGCUUCCGUCACCUCUUACACUGGUGCUGCCGCCAAGGCUUUGCCAGCUGCUGGUGCUUUGGUUGCCGGUGCCGCCGCUUUGUUGUUGUAA